AGUUGAGCGGCAGAGUAGCCUAUAUUACUACACGUGCGUUUUGUUUAAUUUAUUGUUGGGAAAGUUUUAUGAAGAAACUCCGGGAUUACUCACAGCACUCGUCUAAGUUGUACUGGAUAUAAGAGAGCAUCUAUAAACACUACCCUGCGAAACAUUUAUCCUUUUUUUCCAUUGCUGUUGGAAAAGUGGAGCAUAGAAGGCCUGACUUGGUUACCCAUGGCUGGAUUAUGAGUUCUGCAGGUUCAAGGAAGGUGGAGACCCCCACAGGCCUGAACUAGCCUCCACUCUCUUUUACAUUAUGGCCUCAGCCCAACCGUGCUGGAAUCAACACCAUGACCACGACACCAUGGAUAAGCUGUUUUUUGGAUUUGGUUCGGAGUCCAUGGACCACAGCUUGAGAAUGUAUCAGCAAACCUCUGCAAACGUGGACUUUGAAAGAAAGACGUCUGGCUCCUGUUCUCCAUGUCUAUCUCCCAAGACUCCCAAUCCUACACAGCUGCUGUUUUCCUCUCAGUGCCACCCACCUGCAGGAGACCAGGUGGUUCCGUCCUUACAGAAACUGUCUGUUUACGAACACAUACCCCCUUGUUCGCCCAGGAGAAGAACUAAGCCCCUCCCACCCCUCCCGGACAUAGGCGACCUCUCCUCUGAUGAAGCAGAAGACGAUGAGGUGGAGUUUUUCACCAGCACCUCUGAGAGCCAAUGUCUGGUGCCUAAAACCCCGUCCUUCCAGUACGGCUUGCCGGGGAGGCGCAGUUUUCGGGGAAACGGUCAGAUAAAUUUUGCGUAUCACGAAGGACCUCAAUGGGAGCACACAAUUACACAGAGCCAAGACAGACCCCAGCGCCGGCUGCAUCGCUCCCAUUCUGGCCCUGCCGGAUCCUUCAAAGCUGCCAACUUCAGACCGACCGGCCUUUACUGUUCUCCCCACAGCCACCCACAGGAGAAACCCGAAGUCCCGCCUCGCGUCCCAAUCCGUCCUCGCUUCAGUGAAAACAUGGACAGCAGGCGGCCAUCAACCGAUGACUUUGAUGCAGACAACCCCCCUAAAGUGCCGCCAAGGGAGCCCAUUCCUCGGGUCAUACCGCGUGCCAUUAGUCCAAAAAGUCUCCCGAUUUACGUCAAUGGGGUAAUGCCUCCUACUCAGAGCUUUGCUCCCUAUCCGGAGUAUGUCAGUAAGGCUCAACUCAAGCAGAGCUGUGAGGGCUUGCCAGCUCCCCGGAGCCCCUGUAUUCUGCCCAUCAUGGAAGAUGGGAAGAAAGUCAGCAGUACCCAUUACUUCCUCCUCCCUCAUCGGCCCGGGUACUUGGACAAGUUUGAGAGGUUUUUCAAAGAAUCAGACUCAUAGUGAUUAUUAGUGACUGAGUUGUUUGCUUGUUUAAAGUGGAAAUAAGAAAGACUGGAUAUAAACUGAUAUGUUGUUUGACUGAACUGAUUCUUCAGUGUUACGAAAUACUGGUCUGUUUAAGGAUUGGAUAAGUAUGCAUUUGGACUACACACAAAGAAAAACAAAAAUAAUUGGUUUACCCUUGCUGCAAACUACAGAACAGCUCUGAAAGUGUCCUUUGUUGGAAGGGAUGCACGAUUAAUCAAAAUGAAACCGAAGUUGGGUUUUGACUUGAACAAAGAUUUUACAGUCUCCUUGUGGUUUUCUGCCAAAAUAAAAUCUAUGGUAGAUGGUUUAAAGAGGUCAUAU
Messenger RNA from Sinocyclocheilus grahami, 1696 nucleotides. RefSeq names its product ERBB receptor feedback inhibitor 1-like. Gene Ontology annotation, biological process: negative regulation of epidermal growth factor receptor signaling pathway; regulation of keratinocyte differentiation. Lineage: Eukaryota; Metazoa; Chordata; Actinopteri; Cypriniformes; Cyprinidae. Bases 299 to 1348 code for a protein of 349 amino acids. The record is from RefSeq and is a predicted model, not a curated record. The transcript has 4 exons.